AUGGGUGAUGUUGUGGAAGGUCGAAGUGUCUACAAAGUGCGAUUGUUCCUAUGGCGCCUCUGUACGGGUACUCUACCCACUCGUGCGCUGCUACAUUAUCGGCAUAUGAUUGAUAAUCAUUGUUGUCCAUGGUGUGGGGAGGAGGAGACGGUGUCUCAUGUUUUGUUCCUAUGCCCUCGGGUCACGAAAUUAUGGGGGGAAAGUGGCUGUGCGCAGUUGCUUGAAGGUGUGGCACAUAAACCCAUGAAGGAGAUAGUGGCGAGCUGGGCCAGGGCCGAAAAGAAGCUACAAAGGAGAGCGGUGAUGUUAGCAUGGUGUAUUUGGAUGGAACGUAAUGCAAAGGUUUUUAAUAAUGCCAACACAGCCAACUCGAUCAUUUUAGCAAGAGUGCGGCGUGCUAUAGAUGAGCAUGAUAUGUACGCGAAGAAAAUAUAUGGAGUGCAAAGCGGCGGUGGAACGGAGAGCGCCAAAACAUGGAAGGCACCUACAAGAGGGGUGAUAAAGCUGAACUGUGAUGCAUCCCUCGCGUGUGAAGGAUGGGUGGGCUUGGGAGUAGUCGCAAGAGACUGUGAAGGGCAAGUCUUGUUCGCAGCAUUGAGGCGUGUGCGGGCACAGUGGCCGGUCGAAAUAGCUGAAGGUACAUCGCUUCUCAUGGCCGUUAGAUUGGCAAAAAGGUUUGGCUAUGAAAAUGUUGUGCUGGAAUCGGAUAGCCAAGUACUCAUUUCGCGGCUCUCGAAAGCCAUGGUCUACUUCUCGGAUUUGGAUGCUGUUUUAGAGGAUAUCCUAAUGUCUAGUAGUUGUUUUAAUUCUUUGGUUUUGUCUCAUGUUAAAAGGGAGGGCAAUGUUGUAGCCCAUCACCUUGCUAAGAUAGUACCAUUUGGUAUAGAACAAAUAUGGGAGAAUCACAGUCCUGUUAAGGUUGAACCAUAUGUCUUUAUGGAUUUUUUGUCCAAAGAUGAAUGA
Molecule: messenger RNA, 963 nt
Organism: Beta vulgaris subsp. vulgaris (sugar beet)
Lineage: Eukaryota; Viridiplantae; Streptophyta; Magnoliopsida; Caryophyllales; Amaranthaceae
Exons: 1
Coding region: 1-963 (320 amino acids)
Molecular function (GO): RNA-DNA hybrid ribonuclease activity; nucleic acid binding
Source: RefSeq, a predicted model, not a curated record